Plasmodium vinckei vinckei is the source of this 1854-nucleotide messenger RNA. RefSeq names its product CCR4-NOT transcription complex subunit 2, putative. Gene Ontology annotation, cellular component: CCR4-NOT core complex; P-body. The coding region runs from base 1 to 1854 and encodes 617 amino acids. Lineage: Eukaryota; Apicomplexa; Aconoidasida; Haemosporida; Plasmodiidae. The transcript has a single exon. Gene Ontology annotation, biological process: nuclear-transcribed mRNA poly(A) tail shortening; regulation of DNA-templated transcription. The record is from RefSeq and is a predicted model, not a curated record.
AUGGAUAAAGAACAUAACGAAAAUUCAAAGGAAAAAACCAAAACAUUCUUAAAUUUAUUUAAAAAGAAGAAAAAAAAAAAUACACCUGAAAAUGAGAAAAAUGAAAAUAAAGAAAACCUUAACAAUGAAACGAGUGAAAAUGUGACAGACAAUUUGAAUACAAAUUCUAAAGAACUUGGAAAAAAUCAUAAUGAAAAUAAAGAAAAUGAUACAAAUGUUAUAAAUAAAAAUUCUGGAUCUGGUGUAGAACAUUCUAAUAAUAUGAAUGAAAGUUGGAAUAGCGAUAAAAAAAGUGAAAUUCCUUCUUCACCAAAUUGUGCAAAAUCAAACUUAACUCAUAAUAAAUCUAUCGAACAAAAGGAGAAGAAAAAAAAUGCAAACAAUGAUAAAAAGAAAAAUAAUGCAAAAAAUGAUAAAAAUAAAAUUAAUGAAAAAAUAUGUAAUUCUUCUGAUCCAAGUAAUAUUGCUCUAGGGGAAAGUGAAGAACAAUCAUCAUGCAUCGAAUAUAAUAAUAUUGAAAAAAAUCAAAAUAAAAAAAAAACAAAAGGAAAAGGAAAAAAUGAUAAGAAUGAACAAAAUUCAAAUUCAGAAACCAAUACAAUAAAAGAUAGCAAUAUUAAACAUAUGAAAAACAAUUCAAAUCAGACACAUUUGGAAAAUAAAAAUAAUCAAAAUAAUAAUGAUGACCAUAAAAAUAAGCAAGAUAAAAUUGUAGACAAACCUGAAAAUUCUAAUACUAUAAACAAUGAAAAUACAAAGGGUAAAAAAAAUAAAAAAGGUACAAAAACAAAUGAACAUAAUUUAAACUCAUCAUUAAGUGCGAGCCCUACGAGUAAUAACGAUUAUAACUAUACGAAAAAUAAAAAUGAAAUAGUAAAUACAAAUAUGAAUAAAAAAGGGGAAAAUCCAAAAGGGAAUAACGAUAAAAAUAUAAAGAAAAAAGAAUUAAAUAAAACAAAUAUCGAAAAAAAUAAUAACAAAGAAAAUGGUAUAAAAAUUGCAAAUGUCCAGAAAGAAGCAGGUGGUAGACAAACCUCAGAAAAGGAAACACAUACAGAAAAAAAAAAGAAAAAAAAAAAUAAUAAUGAAAAUAAAAUGAAUAUUUCUUCAAAUAAAGUAGAAACAAACGGAAAAAAAGAAAAUUCAUCUGACAUAGAAAAUAAUGAAGAUCUAUCAUUGGAAGAAAUAUUAUACGAAACAACAGAAAGAUCAAAAAUAUAUAAUAGAAAAAAUUAUGGUAUUUUAGGUAUACUAAAAUCAAUAAAAGCAAAUGAUUCCCAUUUAAAUAAACUAUCUUUAGGAACUGAUUUAACAACACUAGGAUUAAAUUUAAAUUCUCCAGAUUUUAUUUUCCCUUCAUUUACAUCCCCUAUAUCAGAUAACCCAACUAUGAAAGAUGAUUAUUUUGUAAGACCUGAAUCAUAUAUGAAUACUCAAUUUCAAGUCCGUUUAUCUUUAUUAUUAAAAUUACAAACAGAAACAUUAUUCUAUAUUUUUUAUAAUUUACCAAGAGAUAUUUUACAAGUUUAUGCAGCUUCUGAACUAUACAUAAGAAAAUGGCUAUAUCAUAGUAGAUAUAAAAAAUGGUUUACUCCUAAUACUACGAAUAAUUUAACACAAAUAGAAAAAUGCUCGUCUUGGGUUUAUUUCGAUCCAAGUGCAUGGUCAAAAAAAAAUUAUAAUAAUUUUUUAAAUCCAAAAGAUAUAAUGAAUGUUGAUGAAAUAACAAAAUCUAUUGAAGAAAUAAUUAAAAUACAAUCUUACUAUAAUAAUAUUCAGCAAAAUAAUUCAACUAAUAUUCCAUCUGCUUAUGAACCACAAUCUAGCAAUAUAAACAUUCCCAACUCACCCUAA